This is a messenger RNA of Nakaseomyces glabratus, 858 nucleotides long. It is a transcript of the gene GAG1, whose product is annotated as Gag1p. NCBI's taxonomy places the organism in Eukaryota, Fungi, Ascomycota, Saccharomycetes, Saccharomycetales, Saccharomycetaceae. The record is from RefSeq and is a predicted model, not a curated record.
AUGAUAGGAGGUAAAAGUUCGCCGAAAUCGAUGAAGAAUUCAAUAGGUAGUACACUUCGAAAGUGGAGAAGCACUCUGCGGAAGGUGACCCAUGAUACGUUAAACUCACUAGAUGAGGUGACAGCAAAUGAGGAGAAGAUAGAUGCUCUAUUUGAUGGAGAAGGUGGAAAAACUGUUAACUGGGGUCCAGUUCGGACCAGCAAAAAUGGGUUGGUACAAGUGCAUGAGGAGGAUAUGCUUGAAGAAGAUGUUACAAAUGAUCUCAAGUCGUCAAGUUUCGGUUUUGAAAAGAGUACAACAGCUCAACCGGUUGGAAUUCAAGGACUCUUGAAAUCUGGAAGUAUUGAGCAGAUAAGCUCGGGCUCUAGGUCGCUUGUGGGAGGUGUAGGCGGAACUAGUAUGAGGCUUUCAGAAGAGAGUGAAGAAGGUGGGUCAACUACUGGUACUAGCAACAAACAUGAGCAGCUAACAAUAAUGAAGUCUAGCUCAGGAGGUAGCCAAGGUGUUUCACAUAAAGAAAAGUUGACCUAUGAUAACUUUGACGCUGUUGCGGAAUGUAAUAAACUUCGACAAAGAUCGGAUAAGCCAUUUGUUGGUGGUCCAAAGAUCUGGGAGAAAAGGAGAAAGCUCUGGUGCGAGCCCUCAGUCUCUGCUGAAGAAAUCGCUCACCGUAGAGAGAAUGGGAGAGGUGUUUUUGAUGCAAUUCCAGAGGCUUAUCAUACUAGUGUUUACAAGAAGUUGGUUGUUGAUAAUAAACCUUUAAAGGAACCGUUGAACUUAUCUCAUGCGAUGAAAGUAAUUAAUGCUGGUUGGAUAGAUACAAAAAAAUGGGCUAACGCCGGUAAGGGAUUGCCAUAA